Molecule: messenger RNA, 2077 nt
Organism: Carica papaya (papaya)
Lineage: Eukaryota; Viridiplantae; Streptophyta; Magnoliopsida; Brassicales; Caricaceae
Source: RefSeq, a predicted model, not a curated record
UAUCUUCCUCCUGAAGGAACUCUAUACUUGUGGUAUGGAUCCAGGGUCAGCUGAUUCAUCAAUUACGUCUAGUGCUAAUUCUCCUGCUGUGCAAUCUUCUGUUACUACAGCAUCUGGACCCAAUACUUCUCCGCGAGAUGCAACGUCAAAGCUAUCUGCUUCUGGGAUAUCAUUGUGGGCCAAAAAUUUGAAAAUUCCCCAGCCAUUCACUGCGAACCAAGAUGAUUCAUCUAGUGGAAUUGCUGGAAAGUCGAGCUUUGCACGAUUUACUGGUGGAUUAGGGCUUCGUUUAUCCCCAAAAUCUCCUCAGGCAGAUGAUAGUUUUGAUGGACCUUCAACUACAGCACAAACUGGUUUCAUUGGAACAAUUACAAAAGGCUUAGUUGAUUCAUCUAAGAAUGCUGUGAAGGCUGUACAGGUUAAGGCUAGACAUGUUGUCUCCCAGAAUAAACGAAGAUACCAGGAAGGAGGAUUUGAUCUGGAUAUGACAUAUAUCACGGAGAAUAUAAUUGCUAUGGGCUUUCCUGCUGGUGACAUGAGCUCUGGGUUCUUUGGAUAUGUUGAGGGUUUCUACCGAAACCACAUGGAAGAAGUCAUCAAGUUCUUUGAAACUCAUCACAAGGACAAAUACAAAGUGUACAAUCUUUGUUCUGAGAGGCUGUAUGAUGCUUCAUUAUUUGAAGGGAAGGUGGCCAGUUUCCCAUUCGAUGAUCAUAACUGCCCGCCAAUUCAGUUGAUCAUAUCAUUUUGCCAAAGUGCUUAUGCAUGGUUGAAGGAGGAUAUUGAGAAUGUUGUGGUUGUUCACUGUAAGGCUGGUAUGGCAAGGACGGGGUUGAUGAUUUCUAGCCUACUUCUCUACUUGAAAUUCUUUCCAACUGCUGAGGAGUGCAUGGACUUCUACAACCAAAAGAGAUGUGUGGACGGAAAGGGGCUUGUUCUACCAAGUCAAAUUAGAUAUGUCAAAUAUUUUGAACGAAUCUUAACUUACUUCAAUGGAGAAAACCAACCUGGGCGUAGAUGCAUGCUUAGGGGCUUUCGGCUUCACAGAUGCCCUUAUUGGAUCAGGCCUUCAAUUACUGUCUCUGAUCAUAAUGGGGUUCUCUUUUCCACAAAAAAACAUCCCAGAACCAAGGAUCUGUCGCCAGAAGACUUCUGGUUUACUGCACCGAAAAAAGGGGUUAUGGUCUUUGCCCUUCCAGGAGAACCCGGCCUGACAGAGUUGGCUGGUGACUUUAAAAUCCAUUUUCAUGACCGCCAAGGAGAUUUCUACUGCUGGCUAAACACCACAAUGAUGGAAAAUCGAAAAAUUCUUCUCACCAGUGAUCUUGAUGGGUUUGACAAGGUAGACAUUGAAUGCCAUCAUACUAAGUCAGAAAUCACUACCAAGAAAGCAGAUGAAAGCUCUGGUGCUGGUCUUAACACAGUUGAUGGAGUUGCAGCUGCUUCUACUCAGAAUAAAGAUGGAAAUAAUGACAAAGACGAUGUUUUCUCAGAUAGUGAGGCGGAGGAGGGUUCUUCAAGAGGCAGGAAAGCCCAGGCAGCUUCUGCAGUUGGAGGAACCGUGACCUCACCCACCACUUCUAAUAGUACUUCAGAUCAAGUUGCAGGUUUAACACGAGGAACCGAACAAGUUUCUCUUGGAAAUGUGGCCUCCCAACAAACACAUGCCUCUAGUGAGUCAAAGAAGGUUCCUGGUGGUAUCUCGGGUUUUGCGUCUUCCAAUGCAGAUAGUGAGUUUAAGGUAAUGGCUGCCGAUGCGUCAGUUUUUACGUUUGGAGACGACGAAGACUACGAGAGCGAGUGAAGUAGCAAAAAGGACAUUGGUGGCUCUUGAUGUUGAACAAACGUGUACAUAAAUUGUUUGCAAGUUAUACGUGUACCAAAUGGUGAAUGCUCAAUCCAUUCGUUUUAUUUGUAAGUUUUAAAGUCUGGUUCCGGCUUAUUGAUUAUGUAAAUCAAGAAGCUAAACCAUAAUUAUAGUGAUUACUGAAUUAAUUUUCUCUCAGGUAAGAAAUUUGUUUUCAUCAUGGCCGUGUUUGGAUACAAGGAAAAUAACGGGAGAAGAAUUAUGCUUUUA